CAUGAUUAGGGUUUCUUUUCUCUUGCUGGGAGCAACUCGCCACCGCCGGCCUCCUUCUGGUUUUCGCUUUCCGUCAGUAACAAUCUAUAUUUCAACCAACUCCUGUCAUCGUCCCUGGCCCAGCGGUGACUUCUACUGAGGCUACUUUCGCGUCCUCUGCUUUCGUUUCCUAUCUAGAACGCUUUUCCUCUUCCAUUUCUCGUCGAAAUCCCUUCUAAACAGUUCGUCAGUUAUCCCGGUUCUGUUGCCCAAGUAUUCGCCGCUGGUUGGUCUGGUUAUCCUCGACCUGAAAUUCCAAAUUUGCAUCAUUGAGCUGCAUCGCCAUCGCGGGCAUCACACCGGCUACCUCGGUCGCACGGUGCGGAGGCGAAGAACUUAGUAUCGUGUUUUUCUAACAUAAGGAUGUUUUGAUUCGGAACCAGUCACACAAGUAGUUUACAUAUAAGUUUUUCUUCCUUAUAGAAAUGCUUGGAGCAUUACCAAUUUUGCCUCUUGAGGCCCCUCCUGCUGAUGGAAAUAUCGGUCCUCUUCCUCCUUCCCAAGUAACGGAGCCAGUCAAGGAUGAGACCAAUGAGGACCAAAACAAAACUAAUUCAGCUCCUGCCUCCGUUGCAACCCACACAAGAACCAUUGGAAUCAUACAUCCUCCCCCAGACAUCAGAAAUAUUGUUGAUAAAACUGCUCAAUUCGUUGCAAAAAAUGGGCUGGAAUUUGAAAAGAGGAUCAUUGCCAACAAUGCUAACAAUGCAAAGUUCAACUUUCUUAGUAGCUCGGAUCCAUACCACGCAUAUUACCAGCAUAGGCUGACUGAAUUUCGUGCUCAGAAUCAAGCUUCUGCCCAGCAGCCUCCAUCAGAGUCUGCAGAUUCUGUUCCAAAGGAACUGGCACCAGCUGCCCCAGCUGCUGCUGAUGCGAAUGAAGCUGUAGCAAAACCUGAUAUUACAGCUCAGUUCAGACCUCCGGUACGCAAGCCUCUUGAGCCACCCGAGGCUGAGCAGUAUACUGUUCGACUUCCUGAAGGAAUUACUGGGGAAGAACUGGAUAUUAUUAAGCUUACAGCUCAGUUUGUUGCAAGAAAUGGGAAAUCAUUCUUGACAGGAUUGACAAGUAGAGAGAUAAAUAAUCCACAGUUCCAUUUUUUGAAGCCAACACAUAGUAUGUUCACCUUCUUUACUGCACUUGCUGAUGCAUAUUCAAAGGUGUUGAUGCCCCCUAAGGGUUUAACAGAGAAACUGAAGAAGAAUAUUACUGAUAUGACAACUGUACUUGAAAGGUGCUUGCAUCGCCUGGAGUGGGAACGUUCACAGGAGCAGGCAAGGCAGAAAGCUGAGAUGAGUAGAGCAGAGAGGAUGCAAAUGGCUAUGAUUGAUUGGCAUGAUUUUGUUGUGGUUGAGACCAUAGAUUUUGCUGAUGAUGAAGAUGAAGAUUUACCCCCACCUAUGACACCCCCACCACCAGGACUUGCAUUGAAUCUUCCUCGUGUACCUCCAAACACGGUCCAGUAUGCACCUCCAACUAGUGGUGGAAUCCCAGUACCUCAUCAGCCCAGGCCAAUUGGUAUCCAGAUGAUUCCAUCAAUUCGCCAACCGCCAUUACCUAUGCAAGCUGGGCAACCUCCAAUUAUGGUUAAUCGACCACCAUCAAUGCCUCCGCCAAUUCCUGUGAAUUUGCCUGGUAUUCCUGUACCACCACCUCCAGGUUCUCAGUUUACUCCUGUCUCUGUUCCCCGAUCGUAUGUUCCUCUUCCAGUUGCUCCUCCUUCUAUGUCUAUGAUGCAGCCACCACCUUUGCCUCAAGGAAUACCUCCACCACCUCCACCAGAUGAAGCUCCACCACCACUUCCUGAAGAACCAGAACCAAAGAGACAGAAGCUUGAUGAUUCUAUGCUUAUUCCAGAAGACCAGUUUCUUGCUCAACAUCCGGGACCUGUUCGCAUCACUGUAUCUGUUCCCAACAUUGAUGAGGGGCAAAAUCUCAAGGGCCAAGUUCUUGAGAUUACAGUGCAAGCCCUGUCUGAAACUGUUGGUAGUUUGAAAGAGAAAAUUGCAGGGGAGAUACAACUUCCUGCAAACAAACAGAAAUUGAGUGGAAAAGCUGGUUUUCUUAAGGACAACAUGUCACUUGCAUAUUACAAUGUUGGAGCAGGAGAAACGCUUGCACUCUCUCUGAGAGAACGUGGUGGUAGAAAGAGAUGAAUUGAUUCUUUGAUCUGGCUAUUUCACUUAAGGUUGUUUUGUCAUGAGAUUUUUCCAUAUGUUAUUGUGGAGGAUCAUUUACCUAGCUUUGAUGCUAUGUUGAAGAUUAUGUUGCUUGUAUAUCAUUAGAUUACCGUAUAAUUUUGUCAUUGGACUAACGUUAUGUCUCAUAUCUACUACAGAUCUUGGCGUUUGGCAACUCCUAUAAACACAAUGAGAUAUAAAAGGAGCUCAUUUGCUCAAACAGAGCAACUCAUCCAUAUAUUGUUAAUUACUCCAUUCUUUUCAAUGUGCUGUUAACAUCCUGUGGAAAUGUAGACUUAUGGUCAUACCAACGGUUUCCAUGUUUAUGUAGAAUUGUCCUUGAUGAUGAUUUAAUCCUUGCUGGUCAUUUUGAAUGCAUGCGAAAUUUCUUUAAUCCUAGCAACCAUUUGAAGAUGGUUUUUUUCCUAGUUUAUCUUCUGUAGGGAGCAUGGUCUGAGCACAAGAACAGGUGGGUUGUUCUGGUGAUGCACCUAGCGUCACAUCUGAUACUCAGAUUGAACCCGAGUAUUUGUUCAUUUUUACACAUUAUUGGUUGUGUUUUCUGAUGCUGAUGUUUUCUCCUCUCAGAGGGUUCUGCCUUUGUGCCUUGGUCUCUGGUGCAACAUUUCAGAUGUGUAUUUUUUCAUAAAUGUCUGGGGCAGCUUGAGAUGCAGUGGUAGCUGAUUGAUGCUUAGUUUCUUCUUAUUGCUUUGGGUAAAAGAUGAUGCAUGUGCUGUGCUUAUGUUUCUCCUUAGGUGGGUUACAUAGUGUAUUAUUGGGUUUGAAUUCUAUACAAUUUUGAAGUUCAAAUAUUUAUUGUGGGUUUGUAGGUUACUCAAUUCUGCAGCUCUUGGAAAUUUAUGGACUUACUGUUAUAUAGGGCAUAUAUUAUA
Molecule: messenger RNA, 3112 nt
Organism: Carica papaya (papaya)
Lineage: Eukaryota; Viridiplantae; Streptophyta; Magnoliopsida; Brassicales; Caricaceae
Source: RefSeq, a predicted model, not a curated record